Adineta steineri is the source of this 1242-nucleotide messenger RNA. The record is from the annotation of a GenBank genome assembly. NCBI's taxonomy places the organism in Eukaryota, Metazoa, Rotifera, Eurotatoria, Adinetida, Adinetidae.
AUGGCGCUUGCGGUACAACCAGUUACAUCAUCAUCAUCAUCAUUAUCAUCGGUUGUUUCAUCAGUUUCAACUCGUUCAUCACCAUCUACUAUACGACCAAUGAUAAAUAAUUCAAAUCGAUCUGUAAAUACGAAAUUUAUUGUUGAUUGGAACUCUCCAUCUAAAACAACAGCAUUGUCAAAUAAAACAAAAACAACUGAUGAUAAUUUACAAGAUGCUUUUCGUCGAUUUCGUGAACAACGAAUGGAAGAAAUGCGUAUUCAACAACGUAUAGAAUCACGAAAGAAAAAGAAAAUUCGACGAUCUAAUCCGCAACGAAUGCGCCGUUUAAGAUUAAAAUUUGUUGAACAAGCUAAACGAUAUCUUGGAAUACCUUAUGCAAAAAAAUAUUUUGAACCUGGCACAUCUGAAUAUGAAUCUAAAUUAUUUCUUGAUUGUUGUGGACUUGUUCGACGUGUUAUGUAUGAUUUAGCAAAAGAUUUUGGAUUUACUAUUGGUCCAUGGAAUCAAUCAUAUAUGUAUGAUACAUUACCAAAAACAAUAACAUCUUUAACUGAUGUUAAACCUGGUGAUCUUGUAUUUAUAUCCGCUACUUAUUACAAUCCGAAGAUGAAAAAACAACGACAUGAUUUAACACAUGUAGAAAUAAUGUUAGGUGAGGGAGAAAAAACAAUUGGAGCACGAUGGAAUAAUGGAAAAGUACAAUUUUUUGAUAGCUAUAAAUUUGUAUCGAAAAGUUAUCAUUCACAAGUUUAUACAAUUAAAUCACUUGAUCCUUGGCUUAAAGGAAUAUGUAAAAGUUGUUGUACGGAACAUCCUUGGCGUCGACGACGAUAUAAAAAAGUGAAUAAAAAUUCGAUUUUCUUUUCACGUGAUCAAUCAAAUCGUGGUCAUCAUCAUCGCUCACAUAGUAGUAAACGAACAUCUUCACGUUCAAAAUCUCAAAAAAAUACGAAUUUAACUAUAUCAUCUACUGAACAAAUUACGACCAAUUUAAAUAAUGAACAAUUACCAGUAUCUUCAACAAUAGAUAUUGAAUCAAUUAGUGAAGAUGAUGAUGAUGAUGAGGACGAUUCAAUUGAUAUUCUUGGUAAUCAAUUAACUAAAUUGAAUUGUCAAGGUGAAGAAGAAGAAGAAUGUGAUGAUUCAGAUUCUAUGGAUGAUGCCUUAAAUGCUGAACAAUUCGAUGAUGAUAUUGAAAGUAGUAUUGUUACAACAACUACAACCACUGUUCAGUCAUAA